Austrofundulus limnaeus is the source of this 1191-nucleotide messenger RNA. Its product is annotated as putative helicase mov-10-B.1. Gene Ontology annotation, molecular function: ATP hydrolysis activity; 5'-3' RNA helicase activity; RNA binding. Lineage: Eukaryota; Metazoa; Chordata; Actinopteri; Cyprinodontiformes; Rivulidae. The record is from RefSeq and is a predicted model, not a curated record. Gene Ontology annotation, biological process: regulatory ncRNA-mediated post-transcriptional gene silencing. Gene Ontology annotation, cellular component: P granule; cytosol. The transcript has 11 exons. Bases 1 to 1191 code for a protein of 396 amino acids.
AUGUAUGCAGACUGCUCUUCAAAACCCGCCCCCUACCUGAUUUUUGGCCCACCUGGCACAGGCAAAACACAAACCUUGGUGCGAGCCAUCAAGGAGAUUUCGAAAAACCCCAACUGCCACAUCCUGGCCUGCGCUCCCUCCAACAGCGCAACUGAUCACCUCUGUGAGAAGAUUCUGGAAGGAGGAGUUGGCGCAGACAAAUUGUUUCGCUUGUACCCUUUAAGCUUCCCUGUGAGAAACAUCCCUCAGAGUCUGCUGAUGAACUGCAACCUGAACCCGAGAGGCAACGCACUGGAGAUCCCAUCUAAAACCAAGCUGAUGGGUUACCAGAUCAUGGUCACAACCCUGCAGACCGGGGGAAGACUGGUGACAGGAGGAAUACCCUCCGGACAUUACUCUUACAUCUUUGUGGACGAGGCAGGCCAGGCCUCAGAACCUGAGUGUUUAAUACCCAUAUCAGGUUUACUGAGAACAGAAACGUGCCAGGUCGUACUGGCUGGUGACCCCAAACAGUUGGGCCCCAUUGUCAACUCAAAGAUAGCAGAGAAACAAGGCCUUGGUGUGUCCAUGUUGGAGAGGCUGAUGAGGGACAUCAGUCUGUACCAGAAACACGAGAGAUAUGGGUUCAAUCCUCACUUUGUCACUAAACUGCGGAUUAACUACAGAUCCCAUCCUCCCAUUUUGAAAAUUCCAAACGAGUUGUUUUAUGACGGAGAACUCAGGACUUGUAUGCGCCCAGAGAGUAAUUCCUACACAACAUGGGAAGGCCUGCUUAGGAAGGAUUUCCCUAUGAUCUUCCACGGCGUGGCAGGCACUAAACAACGUGAAUCGGGCUCCCCGUCUCUUUACAACAUGGCAGAAGUCAACGUAUUGAUGGAAUACCUGAAACUCCUCAUCAAACACCUCCGCAAAACAAGUGUGGGCAGCAUUCAACCCCGAGAAAUUGGCAUCAUCGCCCCAUACAGAAAACAAGUUGGAACUGUGGAGGCGUUUCAGGGCAAAGAGUUCAAUGUGAUUCUGUUGUCUACCGUGCGAAGRAAUCCCAAACUGACUGAAUACAAUGAAAACAUCAAUUUGGGCUUCCUCAGCAAUGAGAAGAGGUUCAACGUGGCAUUGACUCGAGCCAGAGCUCUGCUGAUUGUGGUUGGAGACCCCAGACUUUUGGAAACUCACUAUAUGUGGAGCAAGUGA